UUUCAUUUCGAAAUAUGUUUCAAUUGCAGAGACUGAUAUUAUAUUUGUGUCUAACAUUUUUUGUUGGAUUACCGUAUGUGUAUGGAUGGAAAAAUUUUUUUAAAAGUGAAACAAACCUCGCAGGUUACCAUUGCAACCAGGAAUGGAAAGAAAAUGGAUUAAAUUACAAUCACUCCCUAUUUGUAACAAACAACCGCAACACUAUCACCUUAGACUGGGCACAAAUUUUUCCUGAUGCGUGUACAUCCAAAGUAAACGAAAGUGCGGUCAAUCAUUACAAGAAGCAGUUGGACACGUUACUUCUACAGGACAUAGAACCAGUAGUACUACUCUACUCGGGAAACUUACCAACAGUAUUUGGUACUCUGGGCGGCUGGACAAAUCCUAUUAUAAUUCAGUAUUUUGCAAACUAUGCUAAACAAAGUUUCAAAAUUUUUGGCAACCGAGUCAAAACAUGGAUAACUUUUGAAGAACCAAGAACUGUUUGUGACACGUUUAAAGGUUUACUAGGUGAUGAGUUUCCUUCAGGAAUGGCGGAAUAUUUGUGUGCUCAUAACAUUCUAAGAGCACAUGCAGAAGCGUACCACAUUUACGACAAGGAAUUUAGGAUUACGCAGAAUGGCAAGAUUUCCAUCACUCUUGAUUUAGAGUGGGCAGAAGCAGCAAAUUUUUCUAAUCCUAAAAGUGUUCUUGCUGCUGAGAGGAAAGUGCACUUUACGUUUGGUCUCUAUGCUAAUCCGCUGCUUAAUUUUGACUAUCCACCAAUAGUUACAAGUCGAGUUGCCAAAAGAAGCAAAAUGGAAGGGUUUGCGAGAUCACGGCUGCCUGAAUUUACUUAUGCUGAUAAAUUAAAAUUAAGUGGAUCUUACGACUAUUUGGGAAUUAAACAAAACGGUAUUACUUUUAUUGCAGCAAGCGCUAAUAAACAAGUUUCAAAACCUAGCAUUAAAGCGGACUGUGGAUGCAAGACAAAGAAAAUUUUUUAUUCUGAUGAUGAUGAAAAAUGGACAAAAAAACAAGCUUGUCAACGCAUGAUAAAUUGGCUUAAAACAACCUACUCCGAUUCCACAAUAGUAUUAAUGGAUACUGAGGUUAAAGGUGAUGAAAACGAUUUGGAAAAACGUAAAAAAAUCAAACACAAAGAAUAUAUGAAAACAUUGCUUGAUGGUGUCUUAGAAAUGAAUGAAUUGCUAAAAGGCUAAAUAUUCAUAAAAUCUAGAAUUUUUAAAUUAAAAUUGAUUAUAAUCAUAAA
Zophobas morio is the source of this 1252-nucleotide messenger RNA. Its product is annotated as lactase/phlorizin hydrolase-like. Bases 15 to 1202 code for a protein of 395 amino acids. The transcript is spliced from 6 exons. Gene Ontology annotation, molecular function: beta-glucosidase activity. Lineage: Eukaryota; Metazoa; Arthropoda; Insecta; Coleoptera; Tenebrionidae. Gene Ontology annotation, biological process: carbohydrate metabolic process. The record is from RefSeq and is a predicted model, not a curated record.